AUGUGCUCGCGCGAGCUCCCGCCCGAGCCUCCAGCUCGGUGUCCCACUGCUGCGGAGCCGAUCGCUUCUCCUCGGCGCUCGCGUCGAGCCGAGCUCUCGGCACUCUACGGCGGGCGUCGCUGUGCGGGGCGCCCGUUUCCUGCUGGCCCGAGCGGAAAGCUCCACGUGCCCGCGCGAGCUCCCGGCCGAGCCUCCAGCUCGGUGUCCCACUGCUGA
Molecule: messenger RNA, 216 nt
Organism: Emiliania huxleyi CCMP1516
Lineage: Eukaryota; Haptophyta; Isochrysidales; Noelaerhabdaceae
Exons: 1
Coding region: 1-216 (71 amino acids)
Source: RefSeq, a predicted model, not a curated record